AUGGCUCAGACCAUGCACCUCAACAAUGGCACAGAGAGAGGACAAAGAUGCCCGAGCACAGAGGAGAAGGAGGACUCGGUGGCCCCCUACUAUGUUGAAACUCCUUACGGUUAUCAGUUAGACCUGGAUUUCCUAAAGUAUGUUGAUGAUAUUGAGCGGGGCAACACCAUUAAGAAACUGAGCAUUCAGAGGAAGCCCAGGACGCCCAGGGCGCUGGCUCUGCCCCGGGGCAGUUCUCAGGCUGAAUGGACGUCCACAGACUCGCUGUCCUCCUCCAACAGCGACGACAAACAGUCCCCAGUGUCUUUCAGCUCCAGGCCUCUGUGCCCCGCUCCUCUCACCCCCACACUGAGUCUUUCCAGUGACCAGGCCUACAGUGCAGAGCACAGACCACUGCUGCCCCCACAAUCCCCCCGCAUCACUCCUCGACACAACCCUCAAGUGGAGAAGACUCUGAUGGAGACCAGGAGGCGCCUGGAGCAGGAGCGCCUGCUCAUGCAGCCUCUCAGUGAGCCUCCACGCAGGCGUCUGGCCAGCUUUGGAGGGUUGGGCUCCAACAGCUCUCUGUCCUCGUACUCUGGCUCUAUCGGCACCAGUCAGAUCUCUCCUUCAACCCACCAGCCUCUCUCAGCCAAUGGUCACCUUUCCAAUGGUGGAGAGUACAACCUCUACUUCCCAACUUCUCUGGGAGGCUCCAUCCGUCAUAGCCCCCUGAGCUCUGGCAUGACCACCCCUGUGACCAAUGUCAGCCCCCUGCAGCUGCAUCAAAUCAGAGAGCAGAUGGUGAUUGCUCUGAAGAGGCUAAAGGAGCUCGAGGAACAGGUGAAAACCAUUCCAAUCCUGCAAGUUAAAAUAGCAGUUCUCCAGGAGGAAAAGAGGCAAAUGGCAGCUCAGUCCAAAAACCCUGGUGGUUUUCGUAAGCGUUCAUUCAGUGUUGGUAGUGCUGACCAAAUGGAAAAUAAUAAUUUGAUUCAAAAGGAAAUGGAACUGCACAUUAAGGAGCCUGAAGCCCCUGAACAGAAAGGGGAAAGGCUGUACGAGUUUAGACGUUUGGCGGCCGAGGUCCAAGCUCUGGAACAGACGACUCGGGAAAACACCGAAAGAGAUGCGCAGUUGAACAGUCGUGUACAAAGGCAAACUCACCAAAAAUCUAUUGGCACAGUUACAGACGAAAACAUGAACAAUCUGACCAAACAGCUGUCCCCAGAGCAGAGUUUACGAGAUGUAGGCGUAGCAACAGAUGCAAAGAAAACGUGUAGCGCAGCUGUGGGCGUAACUGAAACUAUGCUCGGCCUUACGAGUGACGCAGAGAAAGAGAUCGAACUCCAGCAACAAUCCAUCGACGCGCUGAAGGAGAAGGUCUAUCGCUUGGAAGUGCAACUCAAAGAGACCACUCACAAAAUGGAGAUGGGCAAGCUGAAGCUAGAACUGCAAGCCGCCGGCGGGUCAAGCAAGAAAAAGUGCGACAAAGGUUUCACGGUGAAACCAGAGAUGUACAACGUGUGUGUGGAGGCGAAGGUCCAGGUGCGAAGCCAGGGCGUCGGUGACUGCUUGAAAACCGCUCACACUUCUCAAACCGUAGGAGUCUCAUGUCAGCCUUGCCUCCGGUCUAUGGGGGUCGGUCCGGAGGUUUCCAUGGACCGCUGGGUUGUGCGAGAGAAGGUGCAGCUCAAUGACCAAUGCGUGGGACGAACGGUAGAGAUGCGUCACCAGGAAGUUGGCAUGGAGAGAGACGUUUGCGAGAUUGGCGUGAAUACAGAAGCGUCUAUGGGAGUUGAAGAUUUCGAAAGCGCGUCAACCAAAGAUUGCCGGUCGGUAGGGAGUGGGGACUGUUCGGUGGAUGUCGUGGUCAGUCCCGUAAAGACUCUGAUCUCGCAAGGAACCGAAGCCGAUCUUGUUACAAAGGUGGACUCUGGAACGAUGGCUUCUCCGGAGUCCGCGACAAGGCAAACAAACACAGAUAGUCAAGGGAAAAGCAUUUCUACAAGCAUGGAAUCCAUCGUUUUGGUUGACUCGUGCACAGAUAUGGCGCUCAAUACAGAGGACAAGCACACAAACACAGCAGCUACUGAGACUAGGACUGUAGCUGCUGGUGAAGGACUCGUCAAAGAUCCCCCUUCGCCUACGAGAAUUCGCUCUGUGGCAGUGGGAACGGUCACAGAUGUGCAGUCCGUCAAUCAGAGCUCUUCAAAAACCAAAGAAUGUGGGGUGGGAGCGCUUGACAUUUCUGAAAGCUACUUAGUUGGCUUGAAGACGAGAAAUAUCGCAUGCGGGCCUUCUCAGCCCACAAGCCCAGAGCCUGUUACGAGCACAACAAAAGAGAAUCUUGAAUGCGCAAGUGUCAAGGCCCAGGAUAAGUCCCAAGAUAAGUCCCAGGAGGCCGCGGGGCUGGAUCACUACAUCGAGAGGGUGCAAAAGCUGCUACAGGAACAGCAGAUGCUCCUGGCAGAGAACUACAGCGAGCUGGCCGAGGCGUUUGGUCAACCCGAGAGCCAGUUCAACUCGAUAAACAGCCAGCUGGUCAGCACGCUCUCUUCAAUUAACUCUGUCAUGAAGUGUGGAAGCGCCGAGGACAUUCUCAAGCUGCAGACGGACUCCUUGUGCCUUCCGUCAGUUGGCAGUGAGCAGCUGAAGGGGGCGGAGCAGACUGCAGGCGCCGACCCAAACUCUCAACACUCCAUCAGCGCAGAGCAGAAGAGCCGCAUGGACUUACAGAUGUCCUCAGCGCUACUCGGACCGAGCACUCUUAAGUCCAUCAUGAAAAAGAAAGACGGGCAACCGGAGUCGAACGGCACCAAGAAAAACCUGCAGUUUGUGGGAGUGAACGGAGGCUAUGAGACGACCUCGAGCGACGAGUCCAGUUCAGAGGACAGCAGCUCGUCGGAGGAAGAGGAGGAAGGCGGGUUUGGGGAUUCUGAAGGGUUCGAGAACGUGGAGGGGAAAGACAAAGAGGAGUCUGAGGCGGAAGGAGCCGAGAAAGUGAACGAGAAGGACGCGGACGCAAGUUUGGAAACCAGAGAACGAUAUGAGCUGAGUGAGAAGAUGAUCGCGGCGUGUGGCGUUCUCAAGACCCACCUGAACGACCCCAAGGCUGUGAACGCUAAAGACUUGAGAACCUGCCUGAACACCAUCCAGCACGAGUGGUUCCGCGUGUCCAGUCAGAAGGCGGCGACACCGGCUCUGGUGGAGGAUUAUCUGAGCGGCUUCAGGAGCGUGUCCGCCGCCGUCCUGCAGCACGUGGUCAACAUGGCCGACGGCAACGGCAACACUGCCCUGCACUACAGCGUCUCCCACUCCAACUUCCUGGUGGUGAGGAUGCUCCUGGACGCAGACGUGUGCAACGUGGACCAGCAGAACAAGGCCGGAUACACUCCCAUCAUGCUCGCUGCUCUGGCCGCCGUGGAGACGCCCAAAGACAUGAUGAUCGUGGAGGAGCUUUUCAGUAAAGGCGACGUCAACGCGCGCGCCAGCCAGGCGGGGCAGACCGCGCUGAUGCUGGCCGUCAGUCAUGGCCGCAUGGACAUGGUGCGCGCUCUCCUGUGUCACGGCGCUGAGGUGAACGUCCAGGACGACGAAGGCUCCACGGCGCUGAUGUGUGCGAGCGAACACGGACACGUAGAGAUCGUGAAGCUGCUGCUGGCUCAGGCGGGCUGCGACGCCACGCUCAGCGACAGCGACGAAAGCAACGCUCUGUCCAUCGCUCUGGAAGCUGGACACAAGGACAUCGCAGUCCUGCUUUACGCACACGUCAACUUCUCCAAAGCCCAGUCUCCGGGAACGCCUCGCCUGGGCAGGAAGACGUCCCCCAGCCCUACCCGCCGGGGGCUGUUUGACUAG
Messenger RNA from Knipowitschia caucasica, 3837 nucleotides. Lineage: Eukaryota; Metazoa; Chordata; Actinopteri; Gobiiformes; Gobiidae. The record is from the annotation of a GenBank genome assembly.